Molecule: messenger RNA, 638 nt
Organism: Drosophila kikkawai
Lineage: Eukaryota; Metazoa; Arthropoda; Insecta; Diptera; Drosophilidae
Gene: Ccp84Ag
Product: Ccp84Ag
Cellular component (GO): extracellular matrix
Source: RefSeq, a predicted model, not a curated record
UUACGGUAUCUAGAGCAGUCAAUCCAAACCCAAACACCCCAACAAUGGCAUUCAAAUUCACCAUCCUUUUCGCCGCCUGCAUUGCUGUGGCCAGCGCUGGCAUCAUUCCCGCCGCCGCUCCCUUGGCCGCCGUUGCCCAGGUGGAGGAGUACGACCCCCAUCCUCAGUACACCUACGGCUAUGAUGUAAAGGAUGCCAUCUCUGGCGAUUCGAAGACCCAGGUGGAGAGCCGCGACGGUGACAUUGUCCAGGGCCAGUACUCGCUGAACGACGCUGAUGGUUAUCGCCGCAUCGUGGACUACACCGCCGAUCCCAUCAAUGGAUUCAACGCUGUCGUCCGCCGUGAACCUCUGGUGGCUGCCGUUGCUGCUGCCCCCGCUGCCGUGGUUGCCGCCCCCGCUCCAGUUGUCCGUGCCGCUGUCGCCGCUCCCGUUGCCGCCCCAGUUGUCCGUGCUGCCCCUCUGACCGCCGCCUACGCCGCUGCUCCCGCUCCUCUGGCCUACGCCGCUGCCCCAGCUCCUCUGGCCUACGCUGCUGCCCCGGCGCCAAUUGUCAAGGCCGCUGCCCCUCUGGUCGCUGCUGGACCUGCCAUCGUCAAGACCCAGUUCGCCUCGCCCCUUAUCUCGUACGCCUAUUAA